Messenger RNA from Acanthaster planci (crown-of-thorns starfish), 3616 nucleotides. RefSeq names its product gamma-aminobutyric acid type B receptor subunit 1-like. Lineage: Eukaryota; Metazoa; Echinodermata; Asteroidea; Valvatida; Acanthasteridae. Gene Ontology annotation, cellular component: G protein-coupled receptor heterodimeric complex; membrane. Gene Ontology annotation, molecular function: G protein-coupled GABA receptor activity. Gene Ontology annotation, biological process: gamma-aminobutyric acid signaling pathway; G protein-coupled receptor signaling pathway. The record is from RefSeq and is a predicted model, not a curated record.
GUACCGUAGAUACAAUCGCACACCUCGUCGCACUCUGCGCUUAGACAGGAAUGAAAAUGGACGCACUUCACCAACAGCUCCUAUUCACCACAUCCCUGAUCUUCCUGUCCCUCACCACGGAGACCUUAUGCCUCACCAACAUUACCCUAGGGGGUCUGUUCAGUUUUGGGGGUGCCGGUACAGACUGGGACGGCAGUGCUAUACUCCAGUCCACACUGUUGGCGUUGCAACACGUCAACGAAGACCCCAGCGUGCUACCGGGAUACUACCUGAAGCUGGACGUCAAGAAUUCAAAGUGCCGUCCCGGGGAAGGGAUGAAGGGGUUCGUGGAUCUAAUCAACGAGGAACCCACCAAGCUGAUGCUCCUUGGAGCGAGCUGCUCCGUCGUCUCUCAGCCAGUAGCGGAAACAGCUCAACACUGGAACCUAGUACAGAUGUCAGCUAGCUCGACUUCAGACGUGCUGUCCUACAAGGAGCGUUUCCCGUAUUUCUUCAGGACGAAUCCGGCUCAAUCCGGGCUGAACACGCCUCGGAUCGCUAUCAUGAAGGAAUACGGUUGGGAAAGAGUAGCCAUUAUACAUGAAAGCAACGACGUCUACACGAAUGCAAUGAAUAAAUUUUCGGAAGAGUUAUCACUGAAUAACCUUAGCCUUGUGGCAAAAGAGUCCUUUGCGAGUGGAGAAACACCUUCAGCCCAGCUUAGGAAUUUGAAGGACAAAGAUGCCCGGAUCAUUGUGUCGAGUGCUUACACAGAAGGAUAUAAGUUGAUGUUUUGUGAGGCAUUCCGCCUGGAAAUGUACGGCCCGAGGUAUGUGUGGAUGAUCGACAGCUGGAACAGCUUGUAUUGGUGGAAGAAUGUCACACACCUGGGCUGCUCUGAGCAAGAAAUGUACCAAGUCGUCCAACAUCACGUGGGAACUGUGUUCCUGAAUAUGCGUACGGACACCGAGCGAACCGCCUCCCAGCUGACAGCGAGUCAGUACCAAGACGCCUAUGCCUCUUACACGAACGGCCACCCCUAUCCAGGGGAGGAUCUGGCUCCCUUUGGCUACGACUCAGUCUGGGCCUUGGCACUGGCCCUGCACCGCGUAGCCAGUGACCUCGCAGCCGAGAACUCGUCCAUCAGGAUUGAAGAUUUCGACUAUGACAACACCCACAGCCUGAGAGAGAGACUGGUGAUGGCGCUGUCUAAUUUGGAAUUUGAAGGAAUAACGGGCUUCGUCACAUUCGAUGCAUCUGGAGAUCGUCUGGCACCUUUCAAAAUUGAACAACUAUUAGAUGGGAGUGAGGAGACUGUUGGUCUGUAUUUGCCAGAGGAAGGUAUACAGUGGACGAGGGAACAACAACUUACUUUCAUUGAGGGUAUCGCUCCUAUGGAUGGCCCGAUGCGGGAGACCUUGUACAUCGGCAUUGAUGCAGUGACGUUCGUCGCUUUCACGGUACUGGCUGUGAUUGGCAUGGGAGGUACGGUGGCGUUCCUCAUCGUCAACCUCAUUUACAGAGCUGAAAGAGUGAUUAAAAUGUCGUGUCCCAACGUGAACAACGUGAUAGCGGUCGGGUGCUUCAUGUGUUACGUGGACGUUAUCGUGGCUGGCCUGAACCAGAAUGUUGUGUCACAGUGGGUCAGCAAUGCAGCGUGCUUGGCCCAAGUAUGGAUUCUUCCGAUAUCUUUUUCCCUGGCAUUUGGCGGACUCUUUGCAAAAACCUGGCGAGUUCACGUCAUCUUUAGAAACAAGACCAAGCGCACAAGGAUUGUGGAUUACCAUCUCUUUGUCAUCAUUGGCGUGGUUGUUGCUAUUGAUGUCGUCAUCAUAUCCGUCUGGACUGGGCACGAUCCCAGCCGACUUGUCCGCACUUCUCUUCCUGAGCAGGUUGACACAGCGGCUGAUAAGAUCACUAUAAGAAUGGUGGACAAAUGUGACUCACCCGAGUCACCCAGAUUUCUCUGGAUCGGCAUCAUAUUUUGUUGGAAAGGAAUCCUACUGAUGUUUGGGGCCUUUCUGGCGUGGGAAACGAGAAAGGUAACCAUUCCUCAGCUGAAUGAUUCCAAGUACAUUGCUGUGGCUAUCUACAACGUGGCUGUUCCAAGCAUCAUCGUUGCCCCUCUGGUUACCUUCAUCAGCACCGAUUUGCCUGGCGUCUCUUACAUCCUCACUGCAUCCUGCAUCCUCUUCGGGACAACUGUCACCAACUCUUUGAUUUUUAUUCCUAAGAUUGUUGCGCUGAGGCAGGGAAAGUCGAAUAGCAACUCACAAGAUCAGCACCCGUUUUCCGUACAUAAUCAAGUCGGUCCAGCGCUAGAAAGACUAGCUACGUGCAGCAGUAGCGUGGAUGAUUCAACGAUCAGGGAAAAAGAGAAGGAAAUAAAAGACCUGAAAAACAAGUUGAAAAGGAAAGACGAAGAGAUUGAAAGGAUCAAGGAGGUACUCGAUCGUACAGACCAUGGGCAGGGAACGCGACCAGAGGGAUGAGCGACCUUGCCUGGGCAGGACACAAUACCGUGUCUGACAGCGCUCCACCCAUCAUGCUCCGCUUUUUCCAACCCCGCCGACGUGCAAGGUUCUUGAUGACGGUCUGAUGAAGUCACAACGAGCAAUGCCGCCGGGUUAUACAGUAGUCUUGAUUCCGAGACCUCCCAGUAUGUAGUUCAGACCUGCCAACCUUGCCGUACUCCUUCCGUGAGGUCAAGCAUUGCCACCCAAUAAAUUGAAAGGUAUUUAAAUGAGCCUUCACUUCAUUUAAGAUUUUAAUCUAUUGUGUGGUAAUGCCUGACCUCAGGAAGGAGUAGGGCUGGGUCUGUGUAGUUAAUUCUGCAAUCACGAACCAUCACUCUGUUAGAGGGCGCUAUCUCCAGACGAACCACCAUCUCGGGAAUAGACCUUUUCACUAAUGAAUUCAUAAUUAUGCACGCAUGUACACAAAUAACCUUGACAGCAAGGACCACUGAAAAUGUGUAGGGUUGCGAUGUUGAUUUUCUCUCAGGUUUUCUGGCUUUGUUCAUUUUUUAUCUUCAAAAAAUCCUAUUCGAUCGUGUUGCUAUUAGUUUCUUAUGCAUGCUGGGUUUUUCCUGCUUAAUCUCGCGAGCACAUGCAGAAAGUCUUUUUACAUAGCUCUAAAAAUCAGGUUGGAAAACACGAAUACCAAGUUUAUACAAACCUGGCACACAUCCACAUUUGAACGGACAGUAACACAUGCGGACCACGACGUACACCGAAAACGCGUCUACAAAAAGCCUGCGUCUAGUCUGGAUCUCUAACCAGAUGAUUCCGACUAAUCUCCUCAAAUCAAGGUUCCGAUAUCGCUCAGUGCCCACGUGACUAACAUAUGGGAUCCACCCAGGGCUUUCCUUGUGACCCUUGGCGUGUGGUGUCAUGAUCUAUUUACCUACGUGGGUGCUGACGCAGGGAUUUUUUUUAUAGGAUACCGUCAAUCUAUGAAUAAAACAAAACCGGUAGUGAAUGUUUGACAUUUUGCAAUGCAGAUAAAGAUAUACGGUGACAAACAGAUAAAGAUCCAUUUAAACAUUCCAUUUGUCACCUCGUGAAUCAUUUCAUUCUGAUUUAUAUUUCAUGUACGACUUUAUUACAUGGGUUGUCUUCAGCUCCUGAAAUUGCGA